AACAGCAGAUGCGCAGCAUCUGGGCGUCUGUGUCCGAGGCCCCGCCCUCGUGAUGAUGCAACAAUUACUUCGCGCAUGCUCACAGUCUACAGGCGGGCGGCGUGCUCGCUUCCCCAGUACAUCUGCUCCGGGAUCGGCUAAGGGUUCCCGCCUCCUGGGUGCGGAGCCGGGGGUCGAGAUCGCUGUCUGCGGGCCGAAGAUAUCACUUUCGCAUCGUUACACCUGCGGUGAGAGAUUUAUUGGAAGAAAAACCCACAACUGGAAGCAAACCACAACUGAAGACGAGGGAACAGCAACACGUGAAACAGCCCGAGGACUGAGAGAACCGACUGGAGAGAAACCUUCUGACUCAGAGUUUCCAUUGAUUCAGUCAGGAGAAAGAUUGGAGUUCACUUUAUUCUGUUCCACCAAUCAUGGGAAGUUCACAUCUACAGAUGCACUGGGUUGUCUGCACCACUCUCUGCAGGUUCCUGCGAUUAAGGAAAGUACAGUUCCCGUACCAGGCAGUGAUGCAACCAGUCAGGAUGCUCUCAAUUGUCUCCCUGUAGAAAGCUCUUAGGAUUUGCGGCCCAAACGAAGCUUCUUCAGCCAUCUGAGGUUGAAAAUGAUGAGGAAUUUGUCUACUGGAAUCUCAAACAGAUCAUGCCAGUUUUGCUGUCUCUGACCAGAUAUUUAAGAAUUGGAACAAGGGAUUCACUUCAUCUUCAUUCCUGUUCAGACUGUGGGGAGGGGAUUCACUUGAUCAUCUGACCGACUGGCACGCCUGUCAUUUUACAUGGGGGGAACGCAUUCACCUGCUCAGACAGUGGGAAUGGAUUCAGUCGGUCAUCUCAACUGAAGAUUCAUCAGCAAGUUCACACUGGGACAAGGCCAUUCACCUGUUCUGUGUGUGAGAAGGGAUCCAGUCGGUCUUUCCAGCUGUGGACACACCAGUCGGUUCACACUGGGCGGAGGCUGGUCAUCUGCUGAACUAGUCGGGAAAAAUCCACUCGGUCAUCUGACAUAAUGUCUCACCAGUGAGUUCACACUGGGGAGUGGCGGUUCACCUGCUCAGACUGUGGGAGGGGAUUCACUUGCUAAUCUGACCUAAUGGCUCAUCUGCGAGUUCACACUGGGGAGAGGCCGUUCACCUGCUCAGACUGUGGGAAAGGAUUCACUCGGCCAUCUGACCUAAAGGUACAUCAGCGAGUUCACAGUGGGGAGAGGCCGUUCACCUGCUCAGGCUGUGGGAAAGGAUUCACUCGGUCAUCUGACCUAAAGGUACAUCAGCAAGUUCACACUGGGGAGAGGCCGUUCACUUGCUCAGACUGUGGGAAGGGAUUCACUUCCUCAUCUCAACUGCUGAUACAUCAGCGAGUUCACACUGGGGAGAGGCCAUUCACCUGCUCAGACUGUGGAAAGGGAUUCACUCGGUCAUCUGACCUAAAGGUACAUCAGCGAGUUCACACUGGGGAGAGGCCGUUCUCCUGCUUGGUCUGUGGAAAGGGAUUCACUCGAUCAUCUGACCUAAAGGUACAUCAGCGAGUUCACACUGGGGAGAGGCCGUUCACCUGCUCAGACUGUGGGAAGGGAUUCACUUCCUCAUCUCAACUGAUGAUACAUCAGCGAGUUCACACUGGGGAGAGGCCGUUCACCUGCUCAGACUGUGGGAGGGGAUUUAUUUCCUCAUCUAACCUGAAGGUACAUCAGCGAGUUCACACUGGGGAGAGGCCGUUCUCCUGCUUGGACUGUGGAAAGGGAUUCACUCGGUCAUCUGACCUGAUGGUACACCAGCGAGUUCACAUUGGGGAGAGGCUGUUCACCUGCUCGGAAUGUGGGAAGGGAUUUACUCGGUCAUCUCAACUGAAGGUACAUCAGCGAAUUCACACUGGGGAGAGGCCAUUCACCUGCUCAUACUGUGGGACAGGAUUCACUCAGUCAUCCUCCCUAAUGAAACACCAGCGAGUUCACACCGGGGAGCGGCCGUUCACCUGCUCGGACUGUGGGAAGGGAUUCAUUUGCUCAUCUAACCUGAAGACACAUCAGCAAGUUCACACUGGUGAGAGGCCAUUCACCUGCUCAGACUGUGGGAAAGGAUUCAUUCGGUCGUCUUACCUAAUGGCUCACCAACGAGUUCACACAAGGGAGUGGCCGUUCACCUGCUCGGAUUGUGGGAAGGGAUUCUCUUGCUCAUCUCACCUACUGAGACACCAGUCAGUUCACACAAAGGAGCGGCCGUUCACCUGCUCGGACUGCGGGGAGGGAUUCACUCAGUCAUCUAAACUUCUGGUACACCAGCGAUUUUUCACUGGGGAGAGGCCAUUCACCUGCUCAGACUGUGGGAAGGGAUUCACUCAGUCAUCCCAACUGAAGGUACAUCAGUGAGUUCACACUGGAGAGAGGCCGUUCACCUGCUCAAACUGCGGGAAGGGAUUCAAUUACUCAUCCCAACUGAAGGUACAUCAGAGAGUUCACACCAGGGAGCAGCCAUUCACCUGCUCGGACUGCGGGAAGGGAUUCACAUGGUCAUCUCAACUACAGAGACACCAGUGAGUUCACACUGAGUAGAGGCUGAUCACCUGCUCAGACUUUGGGAAGAGAUUCUCUCAGCCAAAUCAACCAAAUGUGCAUCAUUGAGUUCACAAUGGGGAGAGGCCAUUCUCCUGCUGUGAAUGUGGGAAGUGAUUCACUCAGUCAUCUCAGCUUAUGUAACUCUCGCUUCGGCUAGCAGCUUAAUGCAGGGGGAGAUAGCCCCCAGCCCGGCCAAACUUGAGAGAUCUUGUUUGGGUGGAUGCUGUGUGAUGUGUCCCCUGUUACAGAUCAGUUUCCUGAAAUAACAAACAGUACACCAUAUGUGAUUAAACGAUUGUGCUUUAUAUUUCUUACUUUGACUAUAGGGUUAGUAAAGUAAACAGAGAAAAAUUGCACGCUCUCUCCAUUCACGUCUUCUCAUCUCUCCCUAGCGAAAGACCACAAAUUUUCUCUUCCAGACUCACAAGAAAGAAAUUUUCUCUCGUUGGAUUGCCCCGCACACCAAAUCCCUCUUAUAUCUAGUCCUACAGAGAAACCAUUACUUCAGCAUUGAAACAUUACAGAGAGGCCAUUACAUUAGCAGUGAAACAUUGCAGCAUGUUACACUUGUGACACACUACCGGGUUCACACUGGGGAGAAAGUUUAAAUGAGUUGCAUGCUGGAUAUUUGUCCAUCACUAUUGCUGAAUGCAAUUUUGAGAGUGACUGUCGGUGCUGAACUCUGCAAUUAUUGCUGCUGCUCAACACACCCAGUUCUGCAGCCUGGUCACUGGGCAUGGGAGGAGUUUCUUCUGCUGCACAUCCACCCUUAAUGGGACUGGAGUUUAAUAUUCUGGA
Molecule: messenger RNA, 3348 nt
Organism: Hypanus sabinus (Atlantic stingray)
Lineage: Eukaryota; Metazoa; Chordata; Chondrichthyes; Myliobatiformes; Dasyatidae
Product: zinc finger protein 229-like
Exons: 4
Coding region: 1090-2364 (424 amino acids)
Biological process (GO): regulation of transcription by RNA polymerase II; central nervous system development
Cellular component (GO): nucleus
Molecular function (GO): RNA polymerase II cis-regulatory region sequence-specific DNA binding; DNA-binding transcription factor activity, RNA polymerase II-specific
Source: RefSeq, a predicted model, not a curated record